Sinocyclocheilus anshuiensis is the source of this 1463-nucleotide messenger RNA. Its product is annotated as hyaluronidase-1-like. Gene Ontology annotation, cellular component: cytoplasm; acrosomal vesicle. Gene Ontology annotation, molecular function: N-acetyltransferase activity; hyalurononglucosaminidase activity; acetyl-CoA binding. The record is from RefSeq and is a predicted model, not a curated record. The transcript has 4 exons. Bases 120 to 1406 code for a protein of 428 amino acids. Gene Ontology annotation, biological process: hyaluronan catabolic process; carbohydrate metabolic process; protein acetylation. Lineage: Eukaryota; Metazoa; Chordata; Actinopteri; Cypriniformes; Cyprinidae.
AUGUAGUGUACAUGGCCAGUAGGCGGCAGUAAAUCGACUCGCGCUGUUCCAUCUGCUCCACUAGAAGAAGAAGGAGAUUCAAAACAGCUGCUGUGACAGCGAUAAAGUUAUCAACAUGCAUGCUUCUGAGAUCAUCUAUUCACCAUCCCAUCCUCACCUUAGCCCUGUCAAUCAUAUUGUCUCCCAGCAACUCUGUUCAGAAUAUGGUUGAGGGGGUGGAGUCUGUCAUCGGGAGGCGUGACUUUUCAGUGAUCUGGAAUAUACCUACAGCUUGGUGUCAGCAUCGAUAUGGGGUCUCCCUGCCACUGCACCAGUUCAACAUCAUACAUAACUCAAAGCAGAGAUUUCAGGGUCAGAAUAUGAGCAUAUUUUAUCAGCGCCGUCUGGGCCUUUACCCCUACAUCAACCGUCAGGGCUCAAAGGUCAAUGGUGGCCUGCCUCAACUAGGAUCCCUGAAAGCUCACCUCUCAUUGGCCGAGGUGCAGAUCAGUGAGGUGUUGAGAAAGACAUUCAGAGGAUUAGCCGUGCUAGAUUGGGAAGCAUGGCAGCCUGUAUGGAUGUGGAACUUUGGGACCAGAAUUGUAUAUCGGAAAUUUUCAAAAAACCUGGUUAGGUGGAAACAUCCAGAUAUGUCAGAAGAGGAAGUGAAAUCUGAGGCGAAAGCGGAGUUUGAAUUAGAAGCAAGAGCAUUUAUGGAAGAGACUCUACACCUAGGUGUUCGCCUCUGCCCAGAGGGAUUAUGGGGGUUUUAUGGGUUUCCCAGUUGCUAUAACAAUCAUGGCCAAGGACAGAGUGGAUACACGGGGCAGUGCCACAAUGGAACAGAGAUUCUGAAUGAUAAACUGGCAUUUUUGUGGCAACACUCCACCGCCUUGUAUCCCAGCAUUUAUUUGUGGCGUAAGCUGGCAGGACACACACAUGCUCAACUCAUGGUGAGACACCGUGUACUUGAGGCCCUCCGAGUGGCAUCCCAGCAUUCACCUGGCACUGAAGCACUUCCUGUUUUUCCCUACACCAGAGUGGCAUUCACACACACAUUGGCAUUUCUUAAUCGGACUGAUUUGGAGCACACACUAGGUGAGAGUGCUGCUUUAGGUGCCACUGGAGUUGUGCUAUGGGGCGAGCUGAGUUUUGCCAAGUCUAAGCGGCAGUGUGCUCUCUUGCGUGAUUACAUCAGCUCAGUAUUAGGAGAAUAUGUCGCCUCCCUGCAGGCUGGUGUCAGGAACUGCAGUAAAAGAAUGUGUAACGCCCAGGGACGGUGCGCUCGACAGGACCCUCACUCAGGUUACAUGAUCCCUCUACAUGGUACCCAUGAAGCUCUUCCUCUCAGUGACAUGAGGUCAAAGUUUAAGUGUAUCUGCUUUGAAGGAUGGAGUGGAGAGCACUGUGAGCAAAGAAUUUCCUAAGAACGUAUGUGGUGUUCUGAUUUUCCAUAUUAUAAACCACACACUUAAAGGGUUAGU